Messenger RNA from Dunckerocampus dactyliophorus (ringed pipefish), 6717 nucleotides. It is a transcript of the gene baz1b, whose product is annotated as bromodomain adjacent to zinc finger domain, 1B. Gene Ontology annotation, biological process: chromatin remodeling. Gene Ontology annotation, cellular component: WICH complex. Lineage: Eukaryota; Metazoa; Chordata; Actinopteri; Syngnathiformes; Syngnathidae. Gene Ontology annotation, molecular function: protein binding; histone H2AXY142 kinase activity. The transcript is spliced from 21 exons. The record is from RefSeq and is a predicted model, not a curated record. The coding region runs from base 605 to 5293 and encodes 1562 amino acids.
CUUGCUGCCGGGGAAACGGAGAGUCGAGGGUGUGCGAAAUUGUGCCGGUGUGCAAGAAACUCCCGCCAUUUCGACAAAGGAUUAACAUCAGGACAUUGUUUUUCAUAAAACGAAGAAAGAGCAUUCGGAAACUCCAACAACGACCACCAACUCAGCUAUAGAAGCCUAUUUAUCGAGUGACUUGUUCUUCGCGCCAGACCUCUUGCUGGACUGUGCCUAUUGCCGCGAAUUUAACUUGGGCUUGGGUUGCAGCCUCUUCAAAGGAGCUAGAAUCUGGCCAAAUAUUUUGGAAUAAGAACAACAACUUAUUUUGUGUCUGGGACACUACUUGGGAGCAAUAUGACAUCGCUGCUAAAGUACAGAAGAGACAUUGGAUGGCUCUGAAGAAGUGCAGUGUUUUUGUUUUGCAACGACAUAGCAAACCGGGCUACUAGCAAGCCCUAGCUGCUACACGUUUAGCUCCAGGCCUACCGGUGGUUACGCUAUACAUGCAAUCGGGCGUUUGGAUACAUGCGAAGGUCAUUUUAUAUAACGACAGUCUAUUAGUGCGUUGCAUUGAGUAUUUCAUUAAACAGUCGAUAUCGCGACCAUUUGUGGAUUUACAAUGGCGCCACUUUUGGGCCGGAGACCUUAUCCAUUAGCUAAACCGUUAGCCGAGCCACCAGGCCCGGGAGAGGAGGUCUACAUCAUCGAGCACACCAAAGAGGCCUUCAGGAACAAAGAUGAAUAUGAGGCCCGUUUGAACAGGUAUGAAGAGCGCAUCUGGACAUGCAAGAGCACCGGAAGCAUCCAGCUGACACAUAAAGAAGCGUGGGAGGAAGAACAAGAAGUCACAGAGCUGCUUCAGGAGGAAUAUCCCCACUGGUUUGAGAAGCCCAUCUUGGAGAUGGUCCACCACAACACAGUGUCUUUAGAUAAACUGGUUGAAAUGGCCUGGGUGGAAAUCCUCACAAAGUAUGCUAUUGGCGAAGAGUGUGACUUCAUGGUGGGCCAAGGUAAAAGUUUACGUGUAAAGGUGGUGAGGAUUCAUCCCCUCGAACAACCUGAGGGUGAACCUGGGGAGAAGAAACUUGAAGGUGCCUGUGAUUCACCAUCUAGUGACAAAGAGAAUGCCAGUCAAGAGAACCAGAGGAAGGAACCUCCCAUCAGAGAGGAGGAGAACAGGAGAGAGAAUCUCAGUGACAGAGCACGACGUUCACCACGAAAACUUCCCACUGCCAUGAAGGAAGAGAAGAAGAGGUGGGUGAUACCCAAAUUCCUUCCUCAUAAGUAUGACAUCAAGCUGCUCAAUGAGGACAAGGUGAUUAGUGAUGUGCCAGCAGACAGUCUUUACAGAACAGAGCGCCCUCCAACCAAAGAGAUCAUCCGCUACUUUAUCAGACACUAUGCUCAGAGGCUGGGCAUGGGAGAGAGUGCGCCCUGGGUUGUUGAAGAUGAACUGGUGAAAAAGUUUAAUCUCCCCAGUAAAUUCAGCGACUUUCUUCUUGACCCACACAAGUUUUUAGCUGAGAAUCCUUCUGUAAAGCGUAAGAGCUUGACGUCUCCGGAGGGUAAACCUAGAAAGAGGCAGAAGACCCUUGGCACACCAGGAGAGGACUCAGGAAAUGAUAAAGGAGAGAAGAAAAGGACGGGCAAGAAAGAUGCUCAGGGGGCACCACUUAGUCCCACCAUCUGGGGCCAUGUGCAGAAAAUUAAAAUGAAUGGUUCACCAUUAAAAGUAAAAAACUCUGGAACACCUAAGAAAGGAGAAAGUAAAAGCUCGGGUCCUUCGACUAAAAAAUCUGGCGACAAGAAGGAUGGAAAGAAAACUGGAAAUAGUGGUGAUAAGAAUGUUUUUAAAGCUUCCAGAAAAGAUGCUAAAGUUGGUGCCAAGACAUCGAAGAUGAAGCAGAUGACCCUGCUGCAUCUAGCUAAGAGUCCUGCUGCUGGCAGCCCCAGAAAACGGGCCCGCAGCAGUAGCACAGGCACUACUAAAUUGGGGAAACCGUUGCAUCCAAUGGCUCUCCACCUUCUUCGCUACUAUAAGGAGAACAAGGGCAAAGAAGACAAGAAGAAUGUUCUGUCUGCCCUCGUCACUAAAACUGCAAAGGCCUUGUCCCAAGAUGACCGUGGUAGGCUACCUGAUGAGCUACAAGAGCUGGUGCAAAAACGCUGGGAGAAAUUGGAGCAAAAGAAACGCUGGGCAGCUAUGAGUGAAGAGGAGAGACAAGAAGAGAUGAAGAAGAAGCGCGAGGAUCUCAAAGAGAAACUACGGGAAAAGGCUAAGGAGAGGCGUGAAAAAGAGAUGCUGGUCCGUCUUGAACAAUCCCGUCGCUACGAGGACCAGGAGAUCCAAGGUGGCAAGACCCUGCCGACAUUUAAACUUGUUGACAUGCCUGAGGGGCUCCCUAAUACUCUCUUUGGAGAUGUUGCAAUGGUUGUGGAAUUCCUUCACUGUUAUGCUGGCCUGCUGAUGCCAGAUGACAAUUAUCCCAUCACAUCUAUGGCCUUGAUGGAAUCGUUGGCUGGAGAACGAGCUGGCUUCCACUACCUGAACCGUGUCCUGGUGGUACUGCUUCAGACGUUGCUGCAGGAUGAGCUGGCUGAGGGCUACAGUGAGCUUGACAUCCCCUUAUCUGAGAUCCCCCUUACACUCCACUCAGUGUCAGAGCUGGCAAGGCUGUGUUUGCGCCCUUAUGAUGCUCAAGGUGAGGAGAGUGGCCAGGGAUCCAUGGAUUUGGCCAUGAGUGGCUUUGAUGAUGUGGUGACCAGCGAGUUCCUGGAGAAGCUUGAAACUGUAGAGGUGUUUGAGCUUAGCCCGGAAGAGAAGGUCAACCUGCUUGUAGCGCUGUGCCACCGCAUCCUCAUGACCUACUCGGUGGAAGACCAUGUCGAUGCCAUGCAGCAGCGGACCGCUGAACUGUGGAAGGAGCGUUUGGCAAUGCUGAAAGAGGUCAACCGCAAGAUGGCUGAGAAGAAGAAGCAAAAAGAGACUGAGGGAAAGGAUGAUAAGAAGAAAAAGGAUGAUCCAAAGAAGGAGAUCAAGAAGGAAGUAAAGAUAGAGCUGGUAGACCUGAUCAGCUCAGUGAAGAGCAGACAGCUUAUGAGCAUACAGGCCAAGAAGGAAAGAGAGGAGAUGGACAAACAGAAUAAAGAGCGCAUGGAGGAGGCGGCUGAAGAAGAGCGACUGCGCAAGCAGAGAGCUACAGCGGAAAAGAUUUUUAAGGAGGGUAUAACCAAGGCCAGGCUUGUUCUCCGCCGAACCCCACUCGGAACAGACAGGAAUCAUAACAGAUACUGGCUUUUCUCUGAUGUUGUUCCUGGGCUGUACAUUGAGAAAGGCUGGGUGCAUGAAAAUAUAGACUACCACUUCACUCCUCCUCUAGAGGAAAAAACAGCUGAACCUCAGUUGGAUGACGAUGAAGAUGGCACUGAUGGGGAUGACGGAAGUAUCAAUGGUACCAGUAAUGAUGGGGCACAGCAGGUGGCAGCAACGGACAUUUGUAUGGAAAAUACAACUCCUAAGCAAGGACAGAAUCUCUGGUUUAUCUGCGACAGUCCAUCUGAACUGGAAGAACUGGUGGAAAGUCUUCACCCUCAGGGAGUUAGAGAGAGUGAACUGAAAGCAAAGAUAGAAAGCAGGUAUCAGGACAUCAUACACUCUAUUAAUUUGACUCACAAGGACAAACCGGCUCUUCGGGUCUCUGAUGGUGACACAGAGCUGCUGAAAUAUCUACGCAGCGAUAUUCAGGAGAUAGCCUCACGCCUCCUGAAGGGUGGCCUGGGGUACUUUGAGGAUGACGCGGACACUGAAGAUCAGCUGGAGAAUAUGGACAACCUGAAAGAAUUAGGAGAGUGUAUCAUUACCAUUCAGGCAUGUGUGAUCAAGAAGUUCCUGCAAGGAUUCAUGGCCCCCAAGCAGAAAAGGAAGAAAAAGCAAGUGGGGGAAGAAAACAAUAAAGCUGAAGAGGUGGACGAGGAAAAGAAAUUGGCAGAGGAGGCUAAGGUUGCAACAGCAUUAGAGAAGUGGAAGACAGCCAUCCGAGAGGCCCAGACUUUUUCCCGCAUGCAUGUGCUGCUGGGAAUGUUGGAUGCCUGCAUAAAGUGGGACAUGUCUGCAGAGAACGCCCGUUGCAAAGUCUGUCGGAAAAAGGGUGAUGAUGAGAAACUUAUCCUCUGUGAUGAAUGUAACAAGGCCUUCCACCUGUUCUGCCUGAGACCUGUACUGCACCGUAUUCCUGAGGGCGAGUGGUUAUGCCCGGCCUGUCAACCCACUGUGGCCAGACGUGGUACACGCUCAAGGGACUACAAGCAAGACAGCGAUGAAGAAGAUGAUGAGGAGGAGGAGUCCGACGAGGAGGAUUCUGAGGAAGAAGCCUCUGACGAGGAAGUGUCUGAAUACAAGUCUAUGGGCCAUAGCUUGAGGCCCAGGAAGAAAAGUAAACAGUCUUCAAAAAGUUCAAAAAGUAAAUCCAAAAAGAAGUCAUCAUCCACCAGUCAGAGUCGCAAGCAGAGGACUGGCCCCAGCAGCCCUGCAGACAUUGAUGAACUGGUGCGUCAGACUUCCCAGUCAGGAGUGCGCAGACAGGUAAUGGAGAUGGAGAAGUGUGAGGAAAUCCUCAAGAAACUGACAAAGUUCCGUUACAGUUGGCCCUUUAGGGAACCUGUGUCCCCAGAGGAGGCAGAGGACUAUCUGGACAUCAUUUCCCAGCCCAUGGAUUUUCAGACUAUGCAGGGCAAGUUCAGCCAAGGCUCGUAUCGCCACGCCCAGGACUUCAUAGAGGACAUGAAGUUGGUCUUUUCCAAUGCAGAGGAGUACAAUGAUCAGGGCAGUACUGUGCUCUCCUGUAUGUCCAAAACAGAGCAGGCCUUCACAGAGUUGUUCCAGAAACUGCUACCUGGCCUCAGUUACCUCAGACGACGCUCACGCAAACGCAUCAUUCAAGCUCCUGAGUCAUCAGAGGAGGAAGAGGAAGAAGAUGAGGAGGAGGAGGAGCGAGCCCCGCAGAAAAGAAUCCAGAAUGGCAAAUCAAACACACAGAAAAGCAGAAGGAAACGUCAAGGCCAGAACAUGGAAAGUGAAGAGGAGGAAGAGGAUGAGGACGGAGGAGAAGAAGAAGAGGAUGAUGGUCCGAGGAGAAGUAAGAGGACCUCUUCCAAACCACGUGGGAAGGAUUACAAGGAGCAAGAUAGCGAUGGCGAGCGGAGCGCUCGUAGAACUCGGCAGCGGGGUGCCCGGGCAGAGGCAGACAGAGUGAGCAGUGAUGAAGAGCGACCCAGCCGGCUGCGACAUUCCAAGAGACAGAAACGCUGAUGAAGCCCUGGCAGCUUUUUACUUUGUCAUCAUUGUGCUCCGAUUUUGUAUUAGUGAUGAGACACCUUUCCAACAUCAAGCAGGGAAUCAAACCUCAGAAGGACCUUUUCUCCUAUUUCUGUUCAGAUUUUUGGAACAUGCAAAGAGAAAGUGAUUUAUAUUUGUAACAUGUAAAAAAAACAAAAAACAUUUUUUUUUCUUCAGUGAGGUCCUCACAGCUCUUAGACACGAGUCAACCCAGCUUUGUACAUAUUUCUCUCAAACACUGCUGGGCUCUAAUCCGUAGCAUGGAAGUGCACAUUGAGUCUUGUCAUCACUUUCCUGGGCCUUUCCAAAAACUUUCCACUCCUGUCUCACCCAUGGACUGUUUUUAUGGACUAAAAGAUGGUGCCCGUGUAGCUUAGACACCCAAUGCACACCAUAAACACUUUCAGAUAAUGUACAAUAUGAUGAAAAAUGUUCCGCUUCGUGGUGUCACGGGAGGUCUCCCUUCAAAUACAAGGAAACUCCCCAAAACGUCUUUAGUCAGAUGCCGUGUUGUACUUUACUGCCCUAAUGUGAGUUUUGAACUAGUAAGCUGACUAAGAGUGUCAAUUUUGUUUGAAAACAUUCUGGUACCUCAAGGUUGGGCGGCACUAUUUUGUGAAAAUGUAUUUAAAAAAAAAAAAAAAAGGUGAAAAAUGUACCAAACAUGCCAGCAUCUGCAGGACCACUUUGCUGAAAUAAUGUGCGUAAACAUUUGUAAAACAGUGUUUAAAAACAACAAAUGAUGUUUGUUAUCAAAAGGAUAUUUUGAAUAGUUUAUAUUUUUUGCACAUUUUUAUUUGGGUUUGUAAAUGACUCAUAAAUGAUGUCUACAUAGUUGUUUAAUCAGGGCUCUCCUAUUUGUGUAGAGAACAUGCAAGAAAAAACAAAACAACUAUCAUCCCUGGCAGAAAUAGUCAGUUUAGCCACGUGCAUUUUUGUAAAGCGCACCUCAGUGAACAAUUAAUCAAAACAAGCUCCUCAGUGGUUUAUAAUGUCUCUCUUGCUAUGUCCUUUCUGGGUCGCCAGGUGGCGCUCUUACCCUGUUUUCCAGCAACAUUUAAGCGACAACUGGUGCUGAUACUUUAGUAGUGGCAAACACCAUACAGGGAAGGACAGAAAGGACACGGGCAGCAGGCCUUAAGUCCUCUUGUGUCCAUCCUGUGCUGUUUCCUUUGUGCGUCUUAGCUUUCAUUCUUCUGUAAACCUAAAUGUGAUUAUGUUGAAAGUCUUUGCAUUACAUUUGUACAACAAACAGAAUUGACUGCCCUUCUCUAGACACCUGACUUCUAACUACAAAAGUCUUUUACCCAACAUUUCCUUCCAUAUAUAUAUUUAUAGUUUAGACAGGUUUAAGGAGUAUUGACAUGUAAAGAUUUUCCAAUAAAGGCUAUGACUAA